Messenger RNA from Elgaria multicarinata webbii, 2531 nucleotides. RefSeq names its product retroviral integration site protein Fli-1 homolog. Lineage: Eukaryota; Metazoa; Chordata; Lepidosauria; Squamata; Anguidae. Gene Ontology annotation, cellular component: nucleus. The record is from RefSeq and is a predicted model, not a curated record. Gene Ontology annotation, biological process: cell differentiation; regulation of transcription by RNA polymerase II. Bases 129 to 1490 code for a protein of 453 amino acids. Gene Ontology annotation, molecular function: DNA-binding transcription factor activity, RNA polymerase II-specific; sequence-specific DNA binding. The transcript is spliced from 9 exons.
ACACACACACAUACACACACACCCAAGCCCUGUUCAUCCGGCCCCCCGUGCAAGAUCAGCCCCUACCAAUGCAACUCAGCUGAAUGCCCAUGGACCUCUAGGCGGGAAGCAACAGGUAGAGGCGUGCCAUGGAUUGCACCAUCAAGGAGGCGCUGUCAGUCGUGAGUGAGGACCAAUCCAUCUUUGACCCGUCCUUCGGCACCCCGCACCUCUUGAAGACAGAGCUGCCCUCGGUGGAUGACUACACCGGCAAGGAAGGCAUCGGGUUGGAGGAGCCCCCGUGGCCCACCCAGACCAACAACAGGGGCCACGUGGUGAAACAGGAGAAUGAACAGGUCAACUGCUCCAGCAGCAGGCAAUCACCCGUGGACUGUAGCGUGACCCGGAGGAGUAAAGCGGGAGGUCCAGUUGACCCGUCCCAAGUAUCCUAUCCAGGUGGAUACAACAACCAACGUAGCAGCCCCCCUGUCAACCCUCCCAGCGAGGAGAAGAGGGUCAUUGUCCCGGCAGACCCUGGCGUGUGGACCCAUGAGCAUGUCCGUCAGUGGCUGGACUGGGCAGUCAAAGAGUAUGGCCUCCUCGACGUCGAAACGAGCCUCUUCCAGAACGUGGACGGCAAGGAGCUGUGCAAACUGGGCAAGGAGGGCUUCCUUCGACUCACCACGCCGUACAACGCCGACGUGUUGCUGUCUCACCUCUCUUACCUGCGCCAGAGCAGCCCCACUUUUACAUACCCUUCUGCGCCGGUCAUCACCCAGCCUCCUCCACCACCCCCACCAAGGGCCCAGGUCAAAUCCGAGUCUCCCUACGAGGAAAUCCGGCGGAGCAGCUGGGGUAGCGGCCCUAUUAGUGCAAACCCCAAAGGUUCGCCGCCGCAGAUCCAGGGUGUGGGACGGAGCCCUGAUUCAACACGCGUCGCGCCAGAUCCAUACCAGGUCCUGGGACCUACUAGCAGCCGCUUGGCAAACCCAGGCAGCGGCCAGAUCCAGCUGUGGCAGUUCCUGCUGGAGCUGCUGUCGGACAGCACCAACGCCAACUGCAUCACCUGGGAGGGGACGAACGGCGAGUUCAAGAUGACGGACCCCGACGAGGUGGCGCGUCGGUGGGGCGAGCGCAAGAGCAAGCCCAACAUGAACUACGACAAGCUGAGCCGGGCUCUGCGCUACUACUACGACAAGAGCAUCAUGACCAAAGUGCACGGCAAGCGCUACGCCUACAAGUUCGACUUCCAGGGCAUCAACCAGGCCCAGCAGGGGCAGCCGGGGGAGCCCCCCCUCUACAAGUACCACCACACGGACCUGCCUUACCUGCCCCCCUACCACCAGCAGAAGGUGGGCUACGGGGCCCUGGGCCACGCCGCACAGGUGCCCGCCUCGUCUGCCGGCUUCUUCGGGCCACCCUCCCCCUACUGGAACGCCGGCGGCGGGAACCUUUACCAGAACCCCGCCGUGCCAAGGCAGCCCGGCAGCCACCUGAGCUCUUUCUUCUAGUCUCCGGCGGCUCGGUGGCCACCAGGACUUCUGCUAGCCAGCAGUUCUCGUUUCCCAAAUGACAGCCGAUCCCUCGGACUCUGACGUUUCGGGUCGCCGUCAACAGAGGAUGGCGCUGGUUGCGUUGGUGAGUGCCCUACCACCAGGAGGCGCUCCUGUCCUCUCCGUCCACUCUGCCAUAUUAAAAGCUAUUCCCCGUUCCCCACUGGACGUAGCCAAAGCCCCUGAGACAAACGGAUCUCUCCUACGAACAGAGGUGUGAGAUUUGCAUGCGCGGUAUGGAAGGAACCAGGAGUUACAAGGGAUGUGGAGACGCAGCUGGUCGCUUGUGCAGUGUCUUUUCUCUCCUAACGUCGGGUGCAGCUUUGCCCAACCUGAUGCCCUCUAGAUACGUCGGAGUACAAUCCUCAUAAUCCCCAGCCAGCUGGCUGGGAAUUCUGGGAGUUGUAGUCUGACAAACCUGGAGGGCACCAAGUUGUGGGAGGCUGAUCUCAUAUAACACAAUGCCCAAAGUGGUAGCAGUGAGCUGCGUGUUUCUCUGCCACCGCCCUCACCAGUAACCGGCAGUGUGAGGCGGUGCCAGGGAAGCACUCAGCAAAGUGCCAUCCGUUACUUUAGGCAUCGCGUUACGGCUGGCCCUUCAGCCUUUACAGAUCCAGGAACAAGGUUUAGCCCAAACGUACGACUGGGAACUACUUUAAAAAAAAACUAAAAUCAUGUAUUGCACAGUUGUGGGUCCUGGAUUCCAGGUCAAAGACCUGUACAUAAGACUACUGUAGAGAGACAGAGACACCCGAAACAGCAGUAACUCCCUCACUUUCUCUUGUAGCAUCAGAUUCCACCCAUGUCUCAAAACCCCUUGGGGUGUGGCAACAAAUACAACAUCCUUCAGAAGUGGUGGAGGUGGUUCGAAAGUGCUUUUGCGGCCAUCGUUCCAUCCAGGAAAGAGCGUUCCCAGCGCAUUUGGCAGAGAGGGGAGCUGGCCGUGGCGUGCGUGCCAAUUGGCUACCACUUUCACUUUUGCUACACCCCUCCCUCCCU